Molecule: messenger RNA, 1107 nt
Organism: Arxiozyma heterogenica
Lineage: Eukaryota; Fungi; Ascomycota; Saccharomycetes; Saccharomycetales; Saccharomycetaceae
Gene: MFT1
Product: Mft1p
Exons: 1
Coding region: 1-1107 (368 amino acids)
Biological process (GO): mRNA processing
Cellular component (GO): THO complex part of transcription export complex
Source: RefSeq, a predicted model, not a curated record
AUGAGCCCAGUGGACAUAUCUACAAAACAAGUUAAAGCUAAGGUACUUUAUAGUGAACUUGAUGUACCAUUUAAUAAAUAUUUAGACGUGCUAAGUAAGGUUACACGUUUGACCCACAAGAUUCUUAAUGGUACUCUAGAUAAGAAUAAUGAGGAAGAUAUAAAUUUAUUUAAUGUUCAAACUAUUGAUGAAAUGCUUGAUACAUCACAACUAAGAUACUUGGCAUUGCAAAAUUCUAUUGAAAGUAAGAAAGUUGCAUAUGAGAAUUGGGUACAUCAUAAUCAAGUGUUGUUGAAUACAUUAGAUGAUAGAUCUCAUGACAUUUUAACAGAUUUGAAGAAAUGUAGAGAUCAACUGAACCACAGACUAGAUAGAAUUACCAAGAUGUAUAAAAACAUUGACAUGAUCAACAAAGAAAUUGAGUCAUUAAACGAUGGUAGAACCAGUAUUAGUAUUAGUAGAGAGCAAUGGGAGUCACAAUUAGGUCAACCGUUAACUGACCUUUUGAUUAAAAACAAUUAUUUAAGAAAGGAUGCUAUGCAGAAAACUAUUGUUGAGGAUGUAAAUAAAAUUAAGUAUCGUACUAUUGAUGAUUUUAGUGUAGGACCACAGGAAGCUGAGCAAGUCAACAGAACAAUGAAAGAUGAUAUAAUAAAAUUAAACAAAGAGUUGAAUCAAUAUAAAGAUCAGUGGUUAAAAGAUGCAGAAAUAUUUACAAAAAUAACUGAUUUAUUCCAGGAAGAACUUAAGAAAAGGCAACUUACUAUUAAUCAAAAUAACGAAGAUAGUGAUGUUGAUAUGGACGUAGAUGUUGAAGACGAAGAUGAAGAUGAUGUUAUGGAUAUAAAUGAUGGAGAAGUACCAGAUGUGGAAGCAGGCGAGUUUGAGGUUUAUUCAGAUGGAUAUUCAGAUGAUGUUGGCUUAGAAGAACAAAUUAGGCAAGGUGAUGAAUUGGAGGAGUCAAAUGAGUAUAGCGGAUCAGAAUCAGAACAUGAUGAGGUACAAGAAAGAAAUAAAGAAGAGAUUGAUGAGCUUGAGGGCACAUCUGAAAUACAGGUACCUCAAGAAAAUAUUGACAAAGAAUUGGACUCCAAUAUGGAUAUAUAA